Molecule: messenger RNA, 2058 nt
Organism: Orbicella faveolata
Lineage: Eukaryota; Metazoa; Cnidaria; Anthozoa; Scleractinia; Merulinidae
Product: LHFPL tetraspan subfamily member 3 protein-like
Biological process (GO): sensory perception of sound
Cellular component (GO): plasma membrane
Source: RefSeq, a predicted model, not a curated record
AACCUCCACAGGAGGUGCUUCAAAGACAUUUUAAGCGAAGCAGCGCGCUAUAAAGGACUGUUGCUCAACCAGAAAAAUAUCACUAUAGAAAUUAGAGUUGCAAAGAAACAUAAGCCAAGAAAAUCAGUAUGGCGCGCGGGUUGAAACCGUGGUAUCAGUCGAAGACUUUGACCAUUUUGGUGAUCCUCUGGGCUCUGUUCACCACUUGUUUGGGGAUAAUGAUUGUAGUCAUCUUUGUACAACCUCACUGGAUCAGCGGAGAGAAUCCAGCUACUGAAAAGAACGUGAAUUUCGGCCUGUACCGUAACUGCUCGGACAAUUUAAAUGACUGUUCCGGGAGCCUGAACGAAUUCAACAACAUUUACUCGACCGCUUGGAAAGCAUGCACCGUUUUCGUGGCCCUGGCAUUUACCUCGACCUUUAUUUCGGUAGCAAUGAUGUUGUUGUAUUGGUUGUGUUGUUUCGAGUCGACAGGCAUUGGAUUUCGAACCAGCAGUGGACUUCAAGCCUCUGCAGGUUUGUGCAUGUUAAUUACGUGUCUUGUACACCCUGUUGGAUGGGACACUCCAGAAGUCCAGGCAAUCUGUGGCCUCGAAGCUGGUGUUUACAAAAUAGGAAACUGCAAAGUGAAUUGGGCCUACUGGAUCGCAGUUAUUUGUAUGGCUGAUGCGUUCGUGCUUAGCUACCUCUCCCUCAUGUUCAUCGAGCGGGAGAUUGGGACCCCAGCUGUUACAAGCAGAAAGCGAUCAAGUGCAGCAAGUGCCGAUGACGGCUUCCGAGGAAGGAGAAUGGCGUCGAAUGGUUACCAUGAACAAGACACGACAACACUGUGACGAGGGAAGACAUGGGACAAUAUUCAACACAGUUUUUCUUUAUCCUUGCUGUUAGUAUGGUCUAUUAAGAGCAAGUAGCCGCCACAAUGGUCUUAAUAUUGUAACGCAAAUAAGUCAAGCAGUCUGCAAAGGAGUAAACUUCAGCAAGAUGACAAUUCAUGGAGAAACGUAUCCGUCUAAAUAUCCAAGCAGCAAAUUUAUCUAAAACGCCAAAAGUAGCUAUUAAGAUUCGGAAUAGUUUCUUCUGCAAUACUCUCAGCAUAGUAUUUAGGAGAGACUCACAAAGAAAUCAGUCAAUUGAGAUUUUAGCUCUUUGCUUAAUCAAUAGAAUGAAGUAUUUUAGUCCUGAGAUAAAGUUUUUUCUAUACCUAUACAGUGUGGAUGCCGUUUAGAAUUUGUAAAAUAACGGCACUUUUUAUGUAACUACAUCUACUUGAAUGUAUCUCUUAUUGUGUGUGAAAGAUAGUAAUUGUAAAAAAGAGUCAGAAUUUUUUUAUUUGUCUGUUUUUUCGAUGUUAGCUUCUAGAACUUAUUUGCAUAUCAGUUAAUAUAUACAACGCUUGUAUUAAACAUGUAAAGUUAAACAUUCUAAUACCAAUGAUUAAUUAUGAGUUUAUGGUGUAAAGAUUCUAUAGAAGGAAUAAUCGAGAUUUAUUGAUGAAGUGGGUCUAGUAAGUUAGUUUUGUAUACAAACCAAAUCUGCGAGCAGAAACAUUUCAUAAGGUCGAGGGAGGGAAAAUAUAACUUCUGAAAUUGCGUAUUUUCUCAUUCAACUCACCAGUUGCUAACGAACUACAGAAUUAUGGAUCCAGCAUAAACUCAUCAUUGUUUCUUAUAUAUGAUUAUAAACUACACUGUAACUGAUACAUGGGGCUUCUGUGGAAUGCGCUUUUCUCUCUCAACCGACUCACUGCUGUGCUGCGACAAAUAGUGGGGGAUUACGUCAUCGAUUGUAGAGGCAAACCGAAUGUAAGACUAAAGCAUUCUCGUUCGGUUCGUAAAUAAGCGGUUUAGCAGAAAAACAAAACAGUUUUCUUGUCAAACUUCGAGCUCUUUCUACAUUUUAUUGCAGGUAUUGAAUAACAUUGUAAAGUACCAUAAACUACAGUUUGGAGAGGCUUGGUGAAUUUUUAAUUUAAACAUUUUAGAGUGGAUCUGCUAGGUGUAAAACAAAUACUUAAAAUAUAUAGCGAUGAUAAUGAAAAAUAAAGACGUACAAAUGUUG